AUGGUAGCAACAAAUGAACAUUAUGAACGAAUUCCUUCAUCAGAAGAUAGCAGUGAAACUCAAUUAGCUGUUGACAACAAAGAGAGAGGAACAAUUUUUGUAUAUUGUCUUGUAUUUUGUAUAUGUAUAGGCGGGUUUUUAUUCGGUUAUGAUACUGGAGUUAUAUCUGGUGCAUUACAACCAAUACAAAAGGAUUUUAUUAUGUCUAUACAACAACAAGAGUGGAUUGUAGGUGCAACAACUUUAGGUGCAAUUUUUGGUGGUUUUUUUGCAGGUUUUCCAUUGGUGUUAUAUGCUGCUUUUAUCUUUAUUAUAGGCUCCUGUUCUAUUGCGUUUGCUUCCAGUUAUAAUAUGUUAUUAAUUGGAAGAUUAAUCGUUGGUUUAGGUGUUGGUAUUGCAUCUAUGAUUACACCUGUUUAUAUAAGUGAAAUAUCCCCCAAAAGCUUACGAGGACAUUUAGCUACAAUAAAUACCUUUGUUAUUACAUUUGGACAAGUCUUUGCGUAUAUAGUCAAUAUCAUAUAUUCAAAGAAGGACAAUGGUUGGAGAUAUAUGUUUGGCAUUGGCGCUAUACCAGCUAUCAUUCAAUUAAUAAUGAUGCCCUUUAUGCCCGAAAGUCCUCGUAGGAUGAUAGCUGAAAAUAAACUUGUCGAUGCAAAAGAAAUUUUACAAAAAAUAUACGGCUCCUCUGUAUCAGAACAAUUCAUAGAUUAUGAAAUUGAAAAUAUUCAAAAAAAUAUGCUACAAAAUGAUUUUGGUUCUUAUCGUAGCUUUUUAGAGUAUCACAAUUUGAAACCAUUAUUAAUAGCUUGUAUGUUACAAGCUGCUCAACAGUUAUCUGGAUUUAAUACUGUAAUGUAUUAUGCAGCUACUAUCCUUCAAAUGGCAGGAUUUAAAGAUCAUCAAAAUUCAACUAUAGUUGCAUUGAUUGUUUCAGUUACCAAUAUGAUAUUUACUAUAAUUGCAGUUUUCAUUAUUGAUAAAGUAGGCCGUCGACGUAUUCUCAUUAUCACUAUGUUAUUUAUGAUUAUUAGUUUAUUUGUACUCGGCGGAUCUUUCGCUAUACAACAAGAGGGCCUUUUCUCAAACCAGUUAAUUUGUGAGGACUAUAGAUACCACUGUUCUCGUUGUCUUUUAGAUAGCCGAUGUAGUUGGUCUAUAGAAGAAAAUGUAUGCUUAGAAUCAGAUAAAAACUCAACCAUCGUUUCAGCAAUAAUGACGAGUUGUCCAAAGAAAUCGACAGAUAGUAUCAUUCGAUUUGUAUUAUUAUUCUCGUUAACAGUAUAUGUUGCAAGUUAUGCGUUAGGCCUAGGCUAUGUACCAUGGAUCAUUCAAAGUGAAUUGUUUAGUGCAUCUUUAAGAGGUAAAGGAAAUGGUAUAGCAACAGCGACUAACUGGAUUUGUAAUCUUGUCGUCGCUUCUACAUUUCUAUCCAUGGUAAAUACACUAUCAACUGCUGGUACCUUUUGGCUUUAUGCUAGUAUUUCUAUUUUAUUAUGGAUUAGUAUUGUCCGAUGGGUUCCUGAAACAUCAGGGAAAUCAUUAGAAGAUAUUAGUUCCUUAUUCUAA
Cokeromyces recurvatus is the source of this 1569-nucleotide messenger RNA. RefSeq names its product general substrate transporter. Gene Ontology annotation, cellular component: membrane. The transcript is spliced from 6 exons. The record is from RefSeq and is a predicted model, not a curated record. Gene Ontology annotation, biological process: transmembrane transport. The coding region runs from base 1 to 1569 and encodes 522 amino acids. Gene Ontology annotation, molecular function: myo-inositol:proton symporter activity. NCBI's taxonomy places the organism in Eukaryota, Fungi, Mucoromycota, Mucoromycetes, Mucorales, Mucoraceae.